AACUUUCAUUUUGGAACUAUUUUUCAACCGUGACGGGACGUGUCGGAAUUACGUCUUUUCAACGGUCGUUAAACGUCCAAAUGUUUGUUGGGUAUGAGCAACUAUUAAUAACAAAUCGACCAACCUUAGAAACGUCUGAAAGGUAUGUGCAUCAUGAAGAAGCGGGGAAAACAGUUUAUAAAAACGAAUUAGCAGUCUAAACGUUAUUUUUAUGGCUAUUUUAUAUUGAAUAUUACGGCUUCCAUUAUAAGUAUAUCGGCUAAUUAUAUAAAUAUUUGUGGGCUUUAGCCACAUUGUUGAACUAGUUAAAUUAUAUCUUAAGAAGUAGUCGCAAGACACGUUUUUAUCAAGAAACUACUGCAAUGUGAUAUUCUUUUCAUGUCAAUAUUAGUGACAUAGCCUACGUCUAUCUUUGGGCUGGUUUCGACCAAAUUUCGACGGGCCAAAUAAAAACAACAUUUCGACGUCGAUUUUUGGGCCAAUUUCUAUCAAAUGUCGUCGGACCAAAUAAAGACCAAAUUUCGAUGAGACGGAGCGAUCUUCAGAUUUGCCUUUACAUCUCUUGACUUUUAUUGAACAAUUCAUUUCGUUAAUUCAUCCAUUUAACAAUACAUUUUCAUCUGAAUUACUGGCUGUCCUAUUUUUGUCUUGUUUUAACAUUUCUGGUGAGUUGGUUAUUUUUACAGGUCAGAUGACAUCGUUCGUCGGAGGAAGCUAUUGUCCGGCUGGCGUACCGAGGGAUCAGGUCGCCUCGUUGUUCGUCGGGGACCUUCAUCCAGAAGUGUCCGAGCUCAUCCUCCAGACGUUCAGCCCGUUCGGUCCGAUCCAGUCCGUGCGGGUCUGCAGAGACAGGGUGACUCGGCGAUCGCUGCGGUAUGGUUAUGUUAAUUUUGUUAACCUCGCCAAUGGUAAGUUCUCUUUCCAUUCUUCACCUUGACAUCUUGGUAAACACAUUUUGAAUUGAAAUUUACAGCCUCGUGUAUUUUUCUCCUCGAUGUUGCUUCCUGUAAAUCGUCUUUAAAUUAAGCUCUAUGAAUUGUGCCCGUAUAAAUAAACUUGCAAUGUCUUGUCUCGUCUCGUCUCUUAUCAACUCUAUCUUUCAGCAGAGAGUGCCAUGGACAACCUGAUGUGCCAGGACCUUCUGGGCAGACCCAUGCGGAUCAUGAUCUCCCAGCGUGAUUCCACGCUGAGGACGACUGGUGUCGGGAACAUCUUCGUCAAGGGUCUGGCCAGCAGCAUCGAUGGUGCCCGCCUUCAUGACAGCUUCUCGCUUUUUGGGAAGAUCCUGUCCUGCAAGGUGGUCUGCGAUGCAAACGGAUCCAAAGGUUAUGGAUUCGUCCACUUUGCCACCUUUGAAGCGGCAGAGAAGGCCAUCAAAGCGCUUGAUGGCAUGUUGUUGGACGACCAGCUGGUGUCCAUUGGCCACUUUAAAACCUUUGAAGAGCGUCGUGUUGAGCUGCAGGUCAUGGCUCAGGACAAUGAGAGGCGCUACCCGGGGGUGAGUCUGUACGUGUGUAAUCUGCCCUAUAGCUUCAGAGAGCAGCAGCUGUACAGAGCGUUCUCACCCUUUGGAAGCAUCGUCAGUGCCAAGUUGAUGAUGGAGGCCGGACGCAGCCGAGGGUUUGGAUUUGUCAGCUUCUCCACCCUCGAAGAUGCCACCAGGGCUGCGUCGGUCAUGAACGGGCGCGUGGUUGACGGCAGGGCGUUGCGGGUCACUCUGUCUCGUCACAAUGAGCAGAAGACCCAGACCGAGAAGCAGGACAGCAGCAGUGAAUCACUUCCUGCUGGACGGUUUACGUCUGCUGUUCCUCAAGUUCAAAAACGCCCUGACGUUCACCCUGAAAACCAGCCGCCGCUCCAGCACAUCGGUCGACAGACAGCAGCGUGCGUCCUCGCUCAGGGUGAGAGUCUCCGCCCACCCAUGCCUGUCGUCCCGUGGGAUGGCGUUAAUACUCGGCCUCCGCGCCUGCUGGUCUCUCGGGUGCUCCUGGAAUACUGGGCAAGCCAAGCAGAGUUGGAUGUGUUGCUUCCUAUGCGACUGCUCGCCCUGCCUGCACCCAGUGAUGAUACUGAAGUCAUCACUCACUUAUCUCGGAUUCCUAAAAUUCUGCCUGAUGGUGCAACAGCUCCUGUCCAAACAAAAGCUCAACAGUUAGAAAUGUCUUUUUGAAACUUUGGAUCGUUCAAAGUUUGAGUUGAAUUAAACAAUCGCCUACACAUCUCUCUCUCUACCGUAACAGCUGGUUAACUCUUCACAUCGGUCACCAUCCACGUGGGGGCGCCGGUUCUGGAUGACGUUAAACAGAUGUUCGGAGUCCAGAAGCCUGAGCUGCCCCACCAGCUGGAGCAUCGUGAAUCUACAGACGACACGCAGGCAUUACAAAUGGAUCUAUGGCAGAACACUCCCGCGGAACAAGACCAACGUGAAGCUUUGAUGAACACGUCGAAGCUGUUUAUUGUAAAUAACUGUACAUAAUGUAAAUAAAAUAGCAU
Messenger RNA from Triplophysa dalaica, 2493 nucleotides. RefSeq names its product polyadenylate-binding protein 3-like. Lineage: Eukaryota; Metazoa; Chordata; Actinopteri; Cypriniformes; Nemacheilidae. The record is from RefSeq and is a predicted model, not a curated record. The transcript has 10 exons. Gene Ontology annotation, molecular function: poly(U) RNA binding; mRNA 3'-UTR binding; poly(A) binding. Bases 1115 to 2170 code for a protein of 351 amino acids. Gene Ontology annotation, cellular component: ribonucleoprotein complex; cytosol; nucleus.